CUGUCUCUCUCUCUCUCUUUCUCUCCGUCUCUCUCUCUUCAUUUCUUCGCUUCCCUUCUCGCCGUUUCUUCUCUGUGGCUGAGAGCUUCAUCGUGAAUUGCUCAGACCACUUCUUUCAUUCCUCAGUCUUCUGGAGCACUGUUUGUUAUUGCAGCGACCAUCUCUAUCAGUGAAUGGGUAGGAUAAGACGAUAAGGUCAUCUCUGCUGUUAAUUUGAAGGUUGAGUUUAAAGAAAGACAACCGCUUGAGCUUACUUCAAUCUAGAGAAGGUCAAGAAUGGCGCCCAGGAACAACCGCGGAAAGGCCAAAGGAGAGAAGAAGAAGAAGGAAGAAAAGGUGCUUCCGGUAGUCGUGGACAUCACUGUAAACCUUCCCGAUGAAACUCACGUGAUACUUAAGGGGAUCUCGACGGACAGGAUCAUCGACGUUCGCCGGCUCCUGUGCGUGAACACCGAGGCGUGCCACGUCACGAACUUCUCGCUGUCGCACGAGGUUAGAGGGCCCGGAUUGAAGGACACCGUGGACGUCUCUGCGCUGAAGCCAUGCACGCUCGCGCUCAUCGAAGAGGACUACGAUGAAGAGCGCGCGGUGGCGCACGUGCGGCGCCUCCUGGACAUCGUCGCCUGCACGGCGUGCUUCGGCCCGUCGGCGGCUGGGGGCAAGGACCCUCCCCAGCCCGAGGCGCGGAAGAGCGGUCCGGACCCGCAGGACAGGGGCGCCAAGAAGAACGGGAAGGCUUCCCAGGCAGCCGGCAAGCGAGCCGCCGCUCCUCCGCCGUCGAGCCCGCCGCCCAAGGAGCCCGCCGCGGACGGAGACGGGGAGAUGAGCCACUCCUGCCCCAAGCUCGGGAGCUUCUACGACUUCUUCUCGCUCUCUCACCUCACUCCUCCUCUUCAGUAUGUGAGGAAGGCGGCAAAGCGGCACGUCGAUGAGGUGUAUCCGGAUGAGCAUCUUUUCUCGCUUGACGUGAAGCUGUGCAAUGGGAAGUUGGUCCAUGUCGAAGCCUGCAAGCGAGGCUUCUUCAGCGGCGGAAAGCAGCCGAUUCUGUGUCACAAUCUUGUCGAUUUGUUACGACAUCACAGCCGAGCUUUUUACAAUGCAUACGAUGAUCUCAUGAAAGCAUUUUCAGAACGAAACAAGUUUGGGAACCUUCCUUAUGGAUUUAGAGCAAACACAUGGCUCAUACCUCCUGUCGCAGCUCAAUCACCAUCCAUUUUUCCUCCUCUGCCUGUGGAGGAUGAAGGGUGGGGAGGAAAUGGUGGUGGUCUAUGUAGAGAUGGCAAAACUGAUUUGCUGCCAUGGGCUAACGAGUUCUUGUAUCUAGCAUCUAUGCCUUGCAAGACAGCAGAAGAGAGGCAGGUCCGCGAUAGAAGAGCUUUCCUUCUACAUAGCUUGUUUGUUGAUGUCGCCGUUUUAAGGGCAGUUUCAGCUGUGCAGCAUGUAUUGCGAAAUCUAGAUUUAAUCAGCUCUACUGCAGACGUUAAUUAUUUGUAUUCAGAGAAAGUGGGAGACUUGUGCGUCACGGUAAUCAAGGAUGCUUCCAAUGCAAGCCGUAAGAUAGACACAAAAGUUGACGGGAUUCAUGUGACUGGGAUGGAUCAAAAGAAAUUAGUGGAACGAAACCUGCUUAAGGGGAUUACUGCUGACGAAAAUACUGCAGCGCAUGACAUAUCCACUUUAGGAAUUGUCAACGUGAGAUACUCUGGUUAUAUUGCUGUCGUAAAAGUUGAGGGGCAAGAGAGUGAAAAGGUCUUUCCUGUACCUACAGGCAUUGAACUUCUUGAUCAACCUGAAGGUGGUGCCAAUGCCCUCAACAUUAACAGUUUAAGAUUACUCCUUCAUAAAAGUGUUGCCCCAGAAAACAAUAAACACGUCCAACAGUUGCAUCCUUCAGAGCAUGAUGAGCUCAGUGCUUCUGAAUCCAUUGUGGAGAGACUGUUGGAAGAUAGUCUUGGAGAGCUUGAAAAAAAGGAUGAAAAGAGAGAUCAAUUUGUGAGAUGGGAACUUGGAGCAUGCUGGAUACAGCAUUUACAGGACCAAAAUAAUUCAGAAAAGGAUAAAAAGGUUUCUACUGAGAAGGCUAAAACUAAAAAUGAGAUGAAGGUCGAAGGACUUGGGACACCUCUCAGGUCCCUUAAGAACAACAAGAAAAACCCACUGAAGAUGGAGAAUUCUUCUUCCAAGGCGAAUUGUGUUGCCGGAGAAGCUGAAAAUGCUAUAUCACCUUCUACGGAGACUGAACUCGAAUCUAUGAUGAAAGAGAAUGAGCUUGCACUCAAGACUAUGAUGUCUGAUGCAGCCUUUGGCCGCCUAAAAGAAUCGGAAACUGGACUUCACCGAAAGUCUUUGCCACAGCUCAUCGAACUGUCUCAGAAAUAUUAUAACGACGUUGCCCUUCCAAAACUGGUGGCUGAUUUUGGUUCGUUAGAACUCUCACCAGUUGAUGGUCGGACUCUAACCGACUUCAUGCAUACUAGAGGUCUUCGCAUGCGUUCUCUUGGGCAUGUUGUCAAGCUUUCUGAAAAGCUAUCACAUGUGCAAUCUCUCUGUAUUCAUGAGAUGAUAGUACGAGCUUUCAAGCACAUUCUUCAAGCUGUGAUUUCUUCGGUCACUAAUGUUGAGAAAAUGGCAACGUCAGUAGCUGCUGCACUGAAUCUGAUGCUCGGUGUGCAUCCAACAGGAGAAAAGAGUAAAGAUUGCAGUUUCCCUCCCCUUGUAUGGAGAUGGUUACAAGUUUUUCUUCUGAAACGCUAUGAGUGGGAUGUUAGCAGCUUAAACUACAAAGACGUUAGGAAAUUUGCAAUAUUGCGGGGAUUAUGUCAGAAGGUUGGCAUUGAGCUGGUUCCGAGGGACUUUGACAUGGAAUCUCAACAUCCUUUCUGCAAAACAGAUGUCAUCAGCCUGGUUCCAGUGCAUAAGCAAGCAGCGUGCUCAUCUGCUGAUGGAAGGCAGCUGCUAGAAUCAUCAAAAACUGCUUUAGACAAGGGGAAACUUGAAGAUGCAGUAGCCUAUGGGACAAAAGCUCUGGCAAAGCUUGUAGCAGUUUGCGGUCCUUACCAUCGAAUGACGGCUGGGGCUUACAGUCUUCUUGCUGUAGUGUUAUAUCAUACUGGAGAUUUCAAUCAGGCAGCAAUAUAUCAACAAAAGGCGUUGGACAUCAAUGAGAGAGAACUGGGACUUGAUCACCCGGAUACAAUGAAAAGUUACGGUGACCUUGCAGUGUUCUAUUACAGACUUCAACACACGGAGCUGGCUCUCAAGUAUGUAAAGCGUGCUCUCUAUCUGUUACAUCUUACUUGUGGUCCUUCUCAUCCCAACACGGCUGCUACAUAUAUCAAUGUGGCAAUGAUGGAAGAAGGCCUGGGGAAUGUGCAUGUUGCCCUCAGAUAUCUCCAUAAAGCACUAAAAUGUAACCAAAGGUUACUUGGACCAGACCAUAUCCAGACAGCAGCAAGUUACCAUGCCAUAGCAAUUGCACUCUCAUUGAUGGAAGCUUACCCCUUAAGCGUUCAGCAUGAACAAACAACCUUACAAAUUCUCAGAGCGAAAUUGGGCCCCGACGACUUACGUACACAGGAUGCUGCUGCUUGGCUUGAGUAUUUUGAGUCCAAGGCUUUUGAACAGCAAGAAGCUGCACGGAAUGGAACCAGAAAGCCUGAUGCAUCCAUAGCCAGCAAAGGUCACCUAAGCGUAUCUGAUCUGCUUGACUACAUAAAUCCUAGUCAGGAUGGCAAAGGGAGGGAUGCUUUAGCAAUGAAGAGAAAACCCUAUAAUUCAAAGUUGAGGGAAAAAUCUUUAAAGAGUAUUUUGCCACCAAGCUCUGAUGCCUCUCCCGAAGAAUCCUCAAAGGAAGAUUUGGAUGAAGAGCCCCUUAGACCAAGAAAUGGAAGUAGCACGGACUUUGACCAGGAAAAACGCAUUGAGGUGGGAAGUGGGGCAGAUGCUGAUCUGGUAAUGGAACCUAUAUCGACCCACCUACAGCAGCCCUUCUUGGAAGACACUACUGAGGAAAAGUCACUAUAUUCUGACAAAAUCUUGCUGGAAACACAUGAUGGAGAUGAUGGUUGGCAACCUGUCCAAAGGCCAAGAUCGGCAAGCUCAAUGGGACGGCGAUUAAAGCAGCGGCGGGCAACCAUUGGAAAAGCAUUCAGCUAUCAGAAAAAGAAUACAGAUGCAGAUAUCAGUUCUGCUGCUGGGAUGAAUUCUCAUCCAGGUAAUAGGUAUUACAUCAUAAGGAAAUGGGCAGUUUCUCAUGCAGGUUACCCAGAUCACCAUACUGUCAAUAGUUCCCAAGCUAGCAAAUUCAGCAGAAGAGUAGUUAAAGCUGUAACAUAUAGAGUUAAGUCUACGCCUCCUGCUGCUGAAACUUCAGUAACUGAGAACUCUAGAGACGGUGCCGAGGAUUUUGGCUCUUCACGAGAACAUGCAUCAACUUCUGCAUCGUACAAAAUGAGUUCAGUGGAAGGUUCAAUUGGUACACUCGAAAAGUCUCCUUCAUACAAGGAAGUGGCAUUAGCACCUCCAGGAACCAUCUCUAAAUUGCAUGCAAGGUUCCACAACGAAAGUCCUGAUAAACAGGAGGCCAACAUCUCAAAACAUGAUGCAAAAUCAAAUGAAGAUAAAGGAUCUGCUGACCCAGAGCUAGCAGUAGUAAUAAAUAAAACGGAAGAGGAGACAAAGGACUCUGCAUCAGAUUCCCCAGUCUUGAAGGGUGAAAUUGCAAUAAAAGAGAAGCCAGAGCCAGUUUCAUCUCCUGAUUUGAAGGAACAAGAAAAUACUUUGAUGGUGUCUGAGAAUGUAGGAAGGCUUGAAUCAACUAUGAUCAAGGUGGAGAUGGUGAACAAUGAAGCUCACAACAGCAGUGGUGUGUCAAGUUCAGAUGAUCCUCAGGAGAAAGAACUUGAUGAAAAGGAAUCAUCGAGGAGUUCUGAACCCCACGAAAACUCAGGCAGCUCCUUGUCAGAGGUAGAGGAUGUGAAAAAUAAAUCUUUAACCUUGAACUCCAGUGAGGGGAGGGGACUGCCAAAUAAGAAACUAUCUGCCUCUGCAGCUCCUUUUAAUCCUUUGCCAGCUGUUGCACGUGCCAUGCCCGUUACCAUGAACAUCACUCUCCCUUCUGCUCCUGGGGCUGUCCCCACUGUCGCACCUUGGCCAGUGAACAUGGCACUCCAUCCAGGGCCCACUACUGUGAUGCCCACAGUUACUCCAUUAUGUUCCUCUCCUCACCAACAUUAUCCAUCACCUCCUCCAACUCCGAACAUGAUGCAGCCCUUACCCUUUCUAUAUCCUCCUUAUACUCAGCCUCAGCCAAUACCCACCAGUACCUUUCCUGUGACGAGCAGUGCCUUUCACCACAAUCACUUUGCCUGGCAGUGUAAUAUCAACCCCAAUGUAUCCGAAUUUGUCCAUCGACCAGUUUGGCCUGGAUGUCAUCCUAUGGAAUUCUCUAUGCCAUCACCUGUUGCUGAGCCUAUCGCUGAUUUCAUGUUGGAGCAAAAAGUGCAGCCUGUUGAAUCUGAUACCUCAGAUCCAGCUCCGGUUCUGCCUGUGGAUAUUGACAAUGUGGAAGAAUCUAAGGAAGAAGUAAAUCCUCCAGCAUUGGAGGUGGUGGAUAGUACCAAAAUAGUUGAUUGUGUUGGAUCAGAAGAUGUCAAGGAAAAUGGUCAAUCAAAUUCAUUCAGGCGGGACAAUCCCAGUAUUUUGCAAAGUCAUGAAGGUAUGCAAAAAGAAAAUGGCGGUGGAAGUGAAAUAACUUGUGAUGGUGAGAAAACCUUUAGCAUAUUGAUCAGGGGAAGACGAAAUCGGAAACAAACUCUGAGAAUGCCAAUUAGUUUGCUCACCAGGCCAAAUGGGUCACAAUCCUUCAAAGUAAUAUACAACAGAGUACUUAGAGGGAGUGAGGCUCCCAAGUCUGUAAGCUUUUCUUCAAGUGAAGCUUGUUCAGCUGCUGCUACAUAACCUGGCUUUUUGAGUUCUUAUAAUGUGAGGCAGGAUCCACGAGGGAAAAGAGUAGAAAAUGGUGAGCUUUAUUAUUUUGGAAGCCAGAAAGGACGGGCAGUGUGGAUUUUUUCUGGUUCACUCCAGUCAUCCUGUCAGUUUCGUAAUGAGGCCAUCUUAUGAAAAGAUGAGGUUCAAGAAGGGUUAUUACUUUUUAAACUAGGAAAUCCUUUUUGAGGUGACAGUUUUGGUCAUUGUUGCUAUUGCAUUUUGACUUUUGAUUUCGUAGCUUUUGAAGACAGAUAAGAAGAUAAAGUUUCCCAUCCACGACAAGGGCUUCGAUUAGUUUAUUUGAGGCAAACUGUAUAUGACUUUGAUAUUCUUUCAGUAGGAAUAGGCUAUUGACAGAGUCGUUGAAGUUGAUGCUGCUUAUUAACUCUUGUCUAGAGAACAUGGAAAUAAAGCAUAUCUUCUGGCCUUGCUGGGCUUACUGAAA
This is a messenger RNA of Syzygium oleosum, 6433 nucleotides long. RefSeq names its product protein REDUCED CHLOROPLAST COVERAGE 1. Lineage: Eukaryota; Viridiplantae; Streptophyta; Magnoliopsida; Myrtales; Myrtaceae. The coding region runs from base 277 to 5958 and encodes 1893 amino acids. The record is from RefSeq and is a predicted model, not a curated record. Gene Ontology annotation, cellular component: cytoplasm. Gene Ontology annotation, biological process: organelle organization. The transcript is spliced from 25 exons. Gene Ontology annotation, molecular function: protein binding.